This is a messenger RNA of Ambispora leptoticha, 390 nucleotides long. Lineage: Eukaryota; Fungi; Glomeromycota; Glomeromycetes; Archaeosporales; Ambisporaceae. The record is from the annotation of a GenBank genome assembly.
CUUGAAGGAAUGGCUAAAAUUAGGUCUUAUCACAUGACGAAUAUACGAAGUGAACUUACUUAUUUUGAUGCCGAGUUGACUGAAUCAGAAUUACGUGAGAUGGUAAAGAUUGCAACAAUUGAUGAUUAUAUUUCAGAUGAGGAUGAAAUAGGUGAAAAUAAUGAUGAUACGUAUGAAGAAAGCUCAAACUCAUUAUCUCUAAAUUAUAUAAUUUUAGAAGAUGUAGUAAAUUUGCAGGAUCCCAUUUUUCAAGAUAGAGAAAUCGCACAAUUUGAAUUUUCUACUGACAUUGCAGAUAUGACCGAUAGUAUUGAAGACAAUAUUGACAUGGACUUUAAUCCUGAAGAUCUUGUCGAUACUAUUCUAAGUGCUGAAUUGGAGAUUAAAUAA